Paramecium primaurelia is the source of this 1653-nucleotide messenger RNA. NCBI's taxonomy places the organism in Eukaryota, Ciliophora, Oligohymenophorea, Peniculida, Parameciidae. The record is from the annotation of a GenBank genome assembly.
AUGGCAUUUACUCUAGGAAUGAUGCCAUCACCUAAAUAGAUUGAAAGAGGUGAUAAAACUGUGGAAAUAACAAAAAUAUGUUCCAUAAAAUUUAUAACUUUUGAUGUAUUUCCAGAUCACAUAAUAUAACUACUAUUUCAUUAUCAUUAAUUAAUAACAUAUGAUGAGGAUUGUGAUUUUGAAGAAUCCAUUUAGAAUGUAAAUUUAAAAGUUGAUGGAGCAUUGAAAUUUGAGAUUAGUUUAGAAAGUAAUGAACAAUUAUAUUGGGUUUAAAAUACAAAAGAAGAAGCUUAUGAAUUAGAAAUAGAUGAAAAUUUAAAUAUAAAGAUAUAAGCAUAAAAUCAUUGGGGUUUAGCAAGAGCUCUUGAUACUGUAAAUCAAUUAGCCAUAAAUAAUGAAAUAGAGAAUGUAAUUUAUAUAAAUAUUAUAAUAGUUACCUAUUGAUAUAAGUGAUGAACCUUAAUAUAUUCAUAGAGGAGUAAUGAUAGACACAGCGAGAAAUUUUUUACCUGUAAAAUUAAUAAAGAGAACUAUUGAUGCUUUAGUAAUAAAUAAAUUGAAUGUUUUACAUUGGCAUAUUACAGAUGAUGAAAGUUUUCCACUUUUAUUAAGUAAUUAUAGUUAAAUAACAAAUAAUUCAAAAUAUUAGAAGGAUGGAUAUUUUACAAAGGAAGAUGUUUAAGAUAUUAUAUAAUAUGCUUCAAUAAGAGCAGUAUAAAUAAUUCCUGAAAUAGACACACCAGCACAUGUUCAUUCUUGGGGUAGAUCAUCUGAAUUAUCAGAAAUUAUAAUUACAUGUGAUACUAAUAUAAAAUAAUAUGGAUAAUUAGAUCCAACUUUAGAAUUUACAUAUGAAGUCUUAAAGUCUGUAAUGUAAGAUUUGAAUGAUAUGUUUGCUAAAGUAUAAUUUAUUCAUUUUGGUGGUGAUGAAGCUAGUAUUUAAUGUUUUGAAUAAAAACCAUCCAUUAAAGAAUUUAUGGAUUAACAUGGAAUAGCUAACUAUUUUGAUCUUUAAGUUUAUUAUAGAAAAAGAUAAAAAGAUAUUUGGAUUAAUUAAAUUAAAUCACAAAAGAAAAUCAUUUAUUGGUAUAAUAAAAAAGAUUAACUUCCUGCAGAUUAAGAUGAUAUUAUAUAAUGGUGGGGUCUAUCUUCUUAGCUUAAUGAAGUAAAAAAUAGGCCUAAUUCAUUUAUAUUAAGCGAUUUUCACCCUUUAUAUCUUGAUAUUGGUGUUGGAAAUGCUUUUGGGGAUAGAUAUGAUAAAUAUUAAGCAUGGAAGGAUGUCUAUAAAUGGAACCCAAAAAUUCCACAUAACUUUUAAGGAAAUAUUUUAGGAGGAGAAACCCUACUUUGGGGUGAAACUAACAAUUAAAAUACUCACUUUUAAAAAUUAUUUUUAAGAUCAUCAAUUUUAAGCGAUACGUAAAUAAAAUGAAUAUAAAUAGUUUAUGGAAUCCAGAAAUUAAAAAGUAAGAAUAAUUUUGGAAAUUUACCUAAAGGUUAAGUGAUAUGGAAGAUAGAAUGAACAAGUAUGGAUUUCCUGUUUCUCCAUUUACUCAUAGUUAUUGUAAAAGAUAACUAUAAUAAUGUUUUCCUUAACUUUACUCAACAAAAUUAGAAUUGCUUUUUAUGUUCAUUAUAGUAUAUUUAAUAUGA